GUCCCAUUAAAGUAUAUCAAUUACGUAUAAUUGGAGAAAAAGAUCAAAAAUUGCAUGAGCUUUUUUAUACACGUGAUAUUCACAUAGAAUGUAAAGUAGCUAGGCAAAUAUGCUACAAUUAGAUUAAAAAAAAACUUCAAAUGUUAAUCAAUCUGAUUAAAAUCAGCCGUUCUGAUUUUAAUCAGAUUGAAAGUUAAUAAGAAUAUUAGUGCAAUUUUACAUAUCAAGUUUAUUAAAAAUCAUAAAAAUUUUGUAAAAUCCGGCGAUAACCUGUUUAAAUGUACUUUCAUUGCGAACAUUUUAAACCUUUAAUUAUCGAAAUCAGCCAAAGGUUUAACAGAGAUCAAGAUUUUUUUUUACAGAAAUAUACACCAUUUUUUCACCUGUAUAUGUACAUUGAACUAUGAUGAGUUAAAACGAAUAAAAUUCAAAACACACAAUUCACACGCAUUUUUUCAACACCUUGAUCCACGCGCAAGAUUUCAUUAUCUCCAGCAUAACUAUAACGCCAUUGUCUUUGAGUGCUAUGGAUCUUAGAGAACACCCAUGCGAGAUGCAAUGGCUCGCCCCUGAACGCUGGAAUUUUUUAAGUGUGUAAUCGAUCGAUCGAUCGAACGCUCCACCAUUACCCAUCGGAACAAUAUUACUUUGUUUACGCGUUGUGCAGUCAUCUUGCUACAUUUUGUUGCUGGAGAAAUUGGAAUCGGUUGUCAUGUAGUGACCCAUUGACCAGUGAUGUAGUAAAGAUGAGGCUACGCCGCACCGCCAGCUGUGUGCUUGCUGUACUUACAGGGCUGGUGUUUUGUCCCUCGAGGGCAAAUGGCAUCGGUUGUUUCGUGUGUACGUCUCUCAACAGAGGAAACCAAGGCUGUGAGGACACUUUCAAUAACACGGGGGAAUUCUACCGCUCCGAUUGCCAGGCGAGCAGGGACGGGCGGAUAGGCAUGUUUCCAGCCACCCAGUGCAUCAAAAUGGUGGCAGAAGACACCGAUGCUGGUUUCUCUUUGAUCGUACGUGACUGUGUUGUAGACAACGGAGGCACAACAUCAGAAACAGAAAUCGGGAGACAGAGUCAUUGCGGGUGGAUGAAGGUCAUUAAGUACAACGGACGGCGCAUGAGCGGGUGCAUUCUCAGUUGUGGCCAAGAUGGCUGCAACACAGCCAAUCGGACAUUGCAAAGCUUCACGAUUGUUUUAACAAUUGCUUUUAUGAUUACCAAAGCGUUAAUAUAGUGUUAACUUGUUGUCUAUUUUGUAAUACAAAUUUUAUAUUGUACAUAAACUUAAAUUCAGGGAAAACUAUUCUGGCUAUAAAUGUUGGAGCUUUGAA
Messenger RNA from Magallana angulata, 1329 nucleotides. RefSeq lists its product as uncharacterized. The transcript is spliced from 4 exons. The coding region runs from base 747 to 1232 and encodes 161 amino acids. The record is from RefSeq and is a predicted model, not a curated record. NCBI's taxonomy places the organism in Eukaryota, Metazoa, Mollusca, Bivalvia, Ostreida, Ostreidae.